CCGUCACGUUCAACGAUCGCCAUAGCCACGCGCGACGUGCGAUCGUCACGCGCAGGCCUAGCAUGACGAGGAAGACUGGGAUCGACGAAAAAUUUAUCGGGCGCCGCGGCACAAACAGCGCAAUUCGAAAGUUGUCCUCCUCAGGGUUUGUUAGGAAAUGGCUGAUCCGUGUUCAUUUUCCGACCCAUCCCAGUGUACGUGUACGCAUAUUAGUUGGUUCGUGAACGUGUUGUUUGAGAAACAGAUCCUCGAUUGUCGCGCUGAGCUGGACUUCGAGGUGAAAGAAAAUGGCGUCAAAACGUUGGUGCUGGAUACUCGAGAUCUGACAAUCGACUGUGUGACAAAUGAGGCAGGAGAGGCCCUUAAACACAGCUUGGGUGAAGAACACAAGGCAUUUGGAAAACCACUUAACAUUGAACUACCUCAUGGAUUGAAAAAUGGUUCUAUGCUGCACAUUAAGAUUAGUUACCAGACUUCUAAUACUGCCUCAGCUGCUCAGUGGCUAACUCCUGAGCAGACUGCCGGGAAAAAUCAUCCGUAUUUCUUCACCCAGUGCCAAGCCAUUCAUGCUCGAAGUCUCAUACCAUGCCAAGACACACCUUCUGUGAAAACACCUUACCAAGCAGAGGUGACUGUUCCGAAAGAUCUUGUUGCUCUGAUGAGUGCUGUGGGAACAGGGAGCAGCUUUGAUACCAAAAAUCCUAAGAAAAAGAUCUACAUGUUCACGCAGAAGGUGGUUAUUCCAAGUUAUCUCAUCGCCCUUGUUGUUGGGGCACUUGUGAGCCAGGAGGUUGGACCACGGUCCAGGGUGUGGACGGAGAAGGAAAUGCUUGAGAUAAGUGCUUGGGAAUUUGCAGAGGUUGAGUCCCAGCUUGCUGUUGCAGAGGAGCUGACUUUCAGUUAUGUCUGGGGGACAUACGACUUGCUGAUUCUCCCUCCUUCUUUUCCAUAUGGUGGAAUGGAAAAUCCUUGUCUUACAUUUGUGACACCCACACUGUUAGUUGGAGAGGGGGGUGGUAGGCCUUUGACUGAUGUUGUAGCCCAUGAGAUCUCACACAGCUGGACUGGAAAUCUUAUCACAAACAGAACCUGGGAACAUUUUUGGUUGAAUGAAGGGUUUACAGUCUUCCUUGAACGUAAAAUUCUGGGAAGAAGAAAGGGUGCAAAAAUGGUUGAUUUUGCUUACAUAGGAGGAUGGAAAACUUUGAAAGAUGCAAUCAAGCAGUUUCCAGAUGGGAGCCCAAAGACCCAGUUGGUAGUAGAUCUGAAAGACACGGACCCUGAUGAUGUAUUCUCCAGUGUGCCUUAUGAAAAAGGCUCCUGCUUCCUAACCUACUUGGAGAGGAUCCUAGGAGGGCCUGAUGUGUUUGAGCCCUUUUUAAAGUCAUACUUGAAAAAGUUCCAAUACGAAACUGUCACAACAAAAGAAUGGAGACACUACCUUGAGGAGUAUUUUCAUGACAAGAAAGAUGUGUUGAAGCAGGUUGAUUGGAACACUUGGCUUCACAAACCAGGUUUGCCUCCUGUAAAAAUGAUAGAGUGGUAUGACACAACCUUGACUAAACCGUGUACCAUCCUUUGUGGCAAAUGGCUGGAGGCCACUGAGGCAGAGCUAGGUUCGUUUUCGCGUGAUGACAUCAAAGACUUCUCGCCAGCUCAGGUGGUUGAAUUCUUGGCUCAGCUCGUGGACCAGACCAACAGCAAACCGUUAGCAAUAUCACAUCUUAAGAGGAUGGAUGAGGUUUACGAUUUGACUCCUUCGAGGAACUCUGAGAUUAAGUUUAGGUGGCUGCGACUUUCUGUGAGAGCCGCGUGGCAGGAGCGUUAUCCACAGACAGUGACGUUCAUUACCAUACAGGGAAGAAUGAAGUAUAUUAGACCGCUGUACAAGGAGUUGUAUGCUCGGGAAGAGUCCAAGGAAUUGGCUGUGAAGACAUUUGAAGAUCACCGUGCCUUCUACCAUCCCAUUGCCGCAGCUAUGAUCGCAAAGGACCUAAACUUAGCUUAAAGAUGCCCGUUUCGCAUGUAACAAAUGAACUCAACAAGCUUGGUGUAGAUGAACACCAAAGACCAGUCUCGUUGGAGAACUAGCUGAACUAAGCAAUCGAUGAAUUAGACGGACGCAAAUCACAAUAAACAUUAUUAAGUGGUUGCAAUAACUACAGCAGCGGCCAAGAAGAAGGUAGAUUAAUAAAGACAAGGAAGUGAAAAGAGAAUAUCAAAUAAGUUAUAGAUUGGUUAACACUUCUACCUUAACUUAAUUUCAUAAAAGGUUGCCGCGGAAUACGAGGCGAAAAAAAAUGAAAAAUAGUUGUAUAGAACCACAUAAUGUAUGACUCUUUUUACAAUGCUUUAUAUUACGUGAUUUUUUAAAAAUGUGUGAAGAACAUAGCCGCAAGUGACUGAAAAAAAGAAGAUGGAUCUAAACAAA
This is a messenger RNA of Orbicella faveolata, 2431 nucleotides long. RefSeq names its product leukotriene A-4 hydrolase-like. Gene Ontology annotation, biological process: proteolysis; peptide catabolic process. Gene Ontology annotation, cellular component: cytosol. NCBI's taxonomy places the organism in Eukaryota, Metazoa, Cnidaria, Anthozoa, Scleractinia, Merulinidae. Gene Ontology annotation, molecular function: zinc ion binding; aminopeptidase activity; metallopeptidase activity. The record is from RefSeq and is a predicted model, not a curated record.